Messenger RNA from Gossypium raimondii (Peruvian cotton), 1011 nucleotides. RefSeq lists its product as uncharacterized. NCBI's taxonomy places the organism in Eukaryota, Viridiplantae, Streptophyta, Magnoliopsida, Malvales, Malvaceae. The transcript has 2 exons. The coding region runs from base 1 to 1011 and encodes 336 amino acids. The record is from RefSeq and is a predicted model, not a curated record.
AUGCAAUGUGUGCAAGCAAUCCUUUUGCUGUUGCCUCUUUGCACCAACACUGGCUGUCCAUCAUUCAUCAUUCACAAGAAAUGCCUUGAUGAGUUACCCACUGAAAUUGAUCACCCUACACAUCGCUUACACCCUCUUAUUCUUAACCGUAGUGAUAGUGAUUACUUGUGCAACCUAUGCCAAAAGCAACAUUCUGGACCUUUUUACAGUUGUUCUCUUUGCCAUUUUAACAUCAAUGUUAAAUGUGCUUGGCCGAGGUCUACUGUUGAAGAUAAAAGCUGCCAUCAGCACCUAUUCUCCUUACUUUGGAGACAAGGUUCAUUCAUUUGUGAUGCAUGUGGCACUGAGGGAAAUUAUAUUUCUUGUAUAUGUUUGAAAUGUUGCAUCGAAGUCCACAAGAAAUGCACUUCACUCCCUCACAUUAUCAAAUUUUCUCGACAUGAUCACUGCAUUUUUCACAAACAUUUUCUUCAAACACGAGAGCUUACAAGGCAAGAUUGCAAGAUUUGUUUUAGUGAAGUAAAACUAGAUCGUGGGAGUUACUCUUGUAGGAAGCCAGGUUGCAAUUACGUUGUCUAUGUGAAUUGUGUCUUAGAGGAUUAUACGUUGUACGAGGUAAUUGAGGACGAAAAGCAAUUUGAGGAGCUUGAAGAAAAAUCUAUACAGUCUUCCAUCAUUCGUGUUAUUGAGGUGAAUGAAGCUGGGGAAGCUACAAAGAUUCAACAUUUCAGUCAUCAACAUUGCUUGGUGUUAGCAGACAAGAUGGAGGAAGAAAUUGAUAGAAAAUGUGAAGGGUGCAUGCUACCUAUCUCAAAUAUUUUCUAUUGUUGUUCAGAAUGCCCCUUUUUCUUCAUAAAACCUGUGCUGAAUUGCCAAGAAUCAAGCAACAUUGGUUUCAUCAAAGCAAUGCCACCCUCAAGUAUUUCGACAGAUACAAAUGGUGUAACUUUCGCCGUCGAGUUUGUACUGGUUUGUUAUACGACAUUAGAGGAUACUGGAACAUGUGCUUAA